UCGGUCAGCGACGACCCGCUGUCGGUAUUCUUCCCUUCGCUCUCUCCUCUGAUCAUCAUACACUGACACCGGUCCUAAUUUUUCUUUCUUCUUGGAUUUAGCGGCAAGGGACGCUUGGAUGCGGGCUCACAAGGAUACACUUGUAUGCCGUCUCUGUUUACGUCGCCGUAUGCUAAUCAACAUCUCUUUUUGUCUCUUCGGUAGCUUGGCGGCAAGUAUUGAACGGAGGUACGUCCUAUCUUUAGGUCCUAUCUUACCAGCUUAUCCUUUCCAGCUUGCCGGCGACGAGGCGAUUUCAGAUGCGUCCGGAGUCGUACUACAGGGCAGCCUGCUGAUCUCCUCUUUACCCGCAGAUCACGGAAGUUUCACAUCCCAGGUAUGUACACUUUCACGCUGCGCGGUAGCACGAGCUUCCAUUUCUCUUUCCUCCAGAGAUGAUGGCAUGACUCGGAAGGUAAGUCCUCUCUCUCCAAAUUCCCACUCUCGAUGAAGUUUUUUUUUCUUUCCCUUGCCCAUAUCAGACCGUCUUUGGACCCCGGUGCCAACGUUGACGCCACUCAUGCAAGCGUUCUACCACCACUUAAACCGCACGUUCCUCUCAAGCCGCUCGCAAUCCCGGAGAUCGCUGCAAAGGACGUGUCUUACACACCGCCUCAUGAUUCCCGCCAUCUUUCCCGGCAGCGAAAU
Messenger RNA from Fimicolochytrium jonesii, 687 nucleotides. RefSeq lists its product as uncharacterized. The record is from RefSeq and is a predicted model, not a curated record. The coding region runs from base 119 to 490 and encodes 123 amino acids. Lineage: Eukaryota; Fungi; Chytridiomycota; Chytridiomycetes; Spizellomycetales; Powellomycetaceae. The transcript has a single exon.